Messenger RNA from Fimicolochytrium jonesii, 891 nucleotides. RefSeq lists its product as uncharacterized. Lineage: Eukaryota; Fungi; Chytridiomycota; Chytridiomycetes; Spizellomycetales; Powellomycetaceae. The coding region runs from base 1 to 891 and encodes 296 amino acids. The record is from RefSeq and is a predicted model, not a curated record. The transcript has 3 exons.
AUGUACGAGAUGCUUGGGCGGGUCAUUGUAUGUGCCUAUCGCUGGGCUCGAAUCGUUCCGACAACGCUCCAUCCUGCUUUUGUAAACUACCUCCACCACAGCCACAAUUGCUCGGGUAUCCACCUCCCCCAUUAUUGGCAGAUCACCGCGGAAACGGUGAAGCUCUUCGACAAGGAACUCGGCGAGGUACUGUUGGGUAUGCGUGACAAGGGGAUCGACCGCAAAACAAAGCGUGAAACAUGGGAGGCCAGUGAACGGUUUACCGAGUCCGUUCUUCCGUCGGUAGACUCAGGGCAUGCGUUGAGCGACUGGCCGCUUCGCCGCAGCUGGAAUGAUCUCUGGACGUUCUGGGAAAACGCCGACCGCCAUUCGCGUUCGAUCGAAUACCACGUGCUGUACGCAAGUAGGGAUGGCCCGAUGGCCGACAUGGUAAAGGGGAUGGGCGUGGAAUUUGUCGGAAUCCUCCAUUCGGUCCCAUGCGGAGUCGUCAUGUCGUUAUUCGCGCCUGUACUGCUCAUGUAUGAUGAGAUUUCCCGCCAUCUGGAAUUCACGUGCAAAUCUGCAAUGAGCCGGGAUCUCGUCAACACCGCCGCGCAGCUCUCCCGAUGUGCAUUGAAAGAAGUUCCAAAGGACCAGACGCUGGACAAUUUCGUCCAUGCCAUCACGGGUUCUCACGUAUUCCCGACGCGAAUCUACGUCCUCUUUUGCUUGGAUGAGGGCCAAAAGCUUCCCGAAUACAGCUCAUGCUCCAAACGGCUGACCUUCUACUUUCCCACGGACUUGCUUGACGAGCACGGUAGCCCCCGGUCCCCAAACCCGUUUGGCGGCCCCCUCUGGGACGGUUUGGCCGAAAUCCAUCGUCAAGGACCCUUGGCGUAUGGGCUUUUGUAG